AUCCCUCGUCUCUACUGUUACCAAUCGCAUUCCUCCUCGACAUCGACCCCGCAAUAAUGGGAGCAGGACCGCGCUUUGCCUACCCGAAAUACGUCUGGUCGCCCGCCGGUGGUUGGUGGACUCGCCCAGCAAACUGGAAGACCAACACCGUGGUAGCAGGUUUGGGCAUCAUUGGCUGCUCGUACUUGAUCUGGAACGUCUCUGCUGAGAGGGAGUGGCGCCAUCGCCAACCAACUAGGUGGAUCCCGAGCAUGCUGUGGGCGAGACAGUUCAGGGAGGGAGAGGUAAAGGCCAGGGAGGUUUGAGGAAGAGAUGGCACGGCAGGCGACUUGUAGCGAAGGGCGAGGCAUCAGAGACAGACCUGAGAUCAAUGCAGCGCAAGUCUACGAUAGCAUAUAUGCAGCUGCGUGCGAAUGAUGGGACGACGCCUAGCGGAGAAACAAGAGACGAGAAGCUGGCGCGGACAUGAUGGGAAUGAGGCUCUCAAUGCUCCAGCGCCCUCACGCAGGUGGUAUAUGAGGGGUCGUCGCACCGUGUCGCAAUAUGGC
Molecule: messenger RNA, 548 nt
Organism: Jaminaea rosea
Lineage: Eukaryota; Fungi; Basidiomycota; Exobasidiomycetes; Microstromatales
Exons: 3
Coding region: 57-305 (82 amino acids)
Source: RefSeq, a predicted model, not a curated record